UGACCUUUAAAACUCAUCACUAUGACAGAACGCAACAAAUACUGAUGAUCAUAAUAAAUGAGCGAACGAAUAAUGAAUAUAGAUUCCCACGUCUUUGGAUCAUAUCUAUAAAGACAAAAUAAGAACCAAUCUACGUAUUCGUUCUUCAAUCCCACACCUCUUGUGUCACUUUCUUCCUUUCUCUUCUCAAAAUUUGAAGCUAUUUUGCUUCUCUUGGCACAGAUUCCACUCUUUAUAAUCUCAGAAUAUUAUUUUAAGCUUCAUUUUAAUCAAACGUCAAAAGGUACGUUCGUACGUAGAUUCUCUCUUACAUUCUUGUCUCUUUUGCGAUUUUGUGACUACUGGCUAGCUCAGAGUUUUUGUUUAAUCGAAGAUCUUUCUUGGUCGUCAUGUUAUGUUUUGUAGAAGCAGGUGAGUAUCAAUGGAGAAGAGCUACAUGAAGCAUGAGCUAUGGGGAGAUGGAGAUUUUCAAGAAGAUGAUGUGUGGGAUGUUCUUGAUGGAUAUCAAUCACCGUUUAUGAUUAGUAGUAACCAUACGACUAAACCUUCUUUCUCAACCCAAACUUUACUUCCAAGCGAACCUAGAAUGAUUCCUGAGAGGCAGAGGACAGAAGGAAUGGCACCUAUGAGACAACAGUCGGUCCCUGUCAAUGUCCCUGAUUGGUCAAUGGUUCAAAGAAAGAAGACAAAGAAAGUUGUUGAUGAUGAGAAUGUGUCACCGGAGGAAUAUUUCCUGCGGCGCAGUCGAUCAUCAUCGUCGUCUUCAGUUAUGGAAGGAGUUGGAAGAAAACUGAAAGGAAGAGAUUUGAGCAAAGUAAGGAAUGCAAUAUUGAAGCAAACUGGAUUUCUUGAGUAGACCAAGAUUGUAUAAAUGUUAAGAUAUGUAUGAACCGAAUGCUUAGAUAUUUACCUUAGUUAUUAGAGGUGAUUUCAUUUCUUAAAAACUCUAGUUUGGUAAGAUGUAUAUAUAUAGGUGGGGCUUUUUUUAUUCGUUUGGUUUUUAAUAUAGGUGAUUUGAUUUGGCAUAGUAAAACAAUAAUACAGAUAUAGGUGAAUUUUUUUUUUCUUUUGGUUUUAAUAAAUAGUAGGUGAUUUGAUUUGGCAAAAA
Molecule: messenger RNA, 1108 nt
Organism: Arabidopsis thaliana (thale cress)
Lineage: Eukaryota; Viridiplantae; Streptophyta; Magnoliopsida; Brassicales; Brassicaceae
Product: senescence regulator (Protein of unknown function, DUF584)
Exons: 1
Coding region: 422-856 (144 amino acids)
Biological process (GO): leaf senescence
Source: RefSeq, marked reviewed